Somion occarium is the source of this 345-nucleotide messenger RNA. The record is from the annotation of a GenBank genome assembly. NCBI's taxonomy places the organism in Eukaryota, Fungi, Basidiomycota, Agaricomycetes, Polyporales, Cerrenaceae.
AUGCUCUAUCACAUGACUGCUAGGAUAUUGUGUGUCAUGAAGUGGCAGAUGAGAGCAUCCCGAUUUGUCCAUUCACAGACACGAUAUGACAACAUACGAUGUGAUGGGAGAGCAUGGGGUUUUCCGCCCUCCGGUCAACAAGAUGGGCGCGCAAAAAGGCUCCGCGAGAUGGAACAAAACGUGACCGUAAGCGUCAGCAGGCAUCCCACAGACUUGGAUUUCAAACCAACCUCCUUCAUACGGAACUACCAUGCAGUACCGCUCCUCGGACCUGGGCAGAAGGAUCCAAGGCACAAAUAUGAUCAGCUGUUCCAAUCGUCAGGGUUUGAUUUGACGUUGUCGUAA